Molecule: messenger RNA, 2064 nt
Organism: Oryzias latipes (Japanese medaka)
Lineage: Eukaryota; Metazoa; Chordata; Actinopteri; Beloniformes; Adrianichthyidae
Product: zinc finger and BTB domain-containing protein 14
Biological process (GO): regulation of transcription by RNA polymerase II
Molecular function (GO): RNA polymerase II cis-regulatory region sequence-specific DNA binding; protein binding; DNA-binding transcription factor activity, RNA polymerase II-specific
Source: RefSeq, a predicted model, not a curated record
GAGGCUUCACUUCCUGUGCAGCCUCGCAGUCACAACAAGAGGAGGAAGAGGAAAAACGACAGCUUUGGAUCUGGAUCGUCGUCGACUGCCUUGCGUGACAACACAAGGACCGCGUUCAGGCUCUGGUUGCAACGUUUCCGACCUGCACCAUGUCUGACCUACUGAGAUACAUCGACUACGACCACAAAGCCACCUUCCUGAAGAUGCUGAACCAGCAGAGGAUGGAAGGGGAGCACUGCGACGUGGUGGUUGUGGUGGAAAACAUCGAGUUCAGGGCUCACCGCUGCGUCUUGGCGGCCUGCAGUAACUACUUCAAAAAGCUCUUCAAGAAACAGAGCGAGGAGGACAACUCCAUCGUGGAGCUGGACUUCAUCCGCUCCGACAUCUUUGAGGAGGUGCUCAACUACAUGUACACGGCCAGGCUGGCUGUGAGGAAGAAGGACAUCAACAUGAUGAUGUCGUCUGGUCAGAUCCUGGGGAUCAACUUCCUGGACAACCUGUGCACCCAGAAACGGGAGCUGACCAACAUGAAGACGCGCGAAAACCAGGCUCCCGGUGACCACGGGAUGAGGGCGCAGGACGCCAUCCUGAAAGAGCUGGCCAUGGAGGAGGUGAGGAAGAACAGUUUCUACGACCAGGGCAUGGACGGCAUGGGGCCCGGCGGCUCGCACGUGUCCCAGCCGCACAACUACAACACCAGCCUGGCCAAAGACCCUCACAGCCACAGCUGGGGCUCCUCCACCUCCAACGACAUGAAGCUGGAGUAUCUGCUGUACGGCCACCGCGACCACGGCUCCUGCCAGAGCGCCGGGGCCAAGCCCUUGGACCACAACGCCAAAAAGGAGCGGCUUCUGACCGCCAACCGUCCGUACGGCUGCGAGCACUGCCCCAAAGCCUUCACCACCGCCGCCCACCUCAAGGAGCACCUGAAAAUCCACUCGGGCUUCAAGCCGCACCGCUGCGUCGUGUGCGGCAAAGCCUUCAUCAGGGGCCCAGACCUGAAGCGGCACGAGCGGGUCCACAGCAACGAGAGGCCCUUUGCGUGCCAGCUCUGCGAAAAGGCCUUCAAGCACAAGUCCCACCUGAAAGACCACGAGCGGCAGCACCGAGGCGAGCGGCCCUUCAACUGCGGCUCCUGCGACAAAGCCUUCAUCAAAGCGUCAGAUCUGAAGCGCCACUGGAACACCAUGCACAGCGGCAACCCGCGCAGACAGAUGUCCCUGUCCCCGGUGGCGUCCCAGCACGGCCAGGCGGACGCCCCCGACCAGAGAGACUGGAAGCUGGAGACCGGGCCACACUCGCACAACUCAGGAGACUGCUGAACCCGCAGCACACUCACACACACACACGCCCCCUUUGAGCCCACGACCGACCAUGGGACGAGCCGCACGGCCCCGGGGCCGGCGGACCGCGGUCAGAGUGAGCAACCAGAGAUCAUAGCAUGUUCAUCAGGCUGUGAGGCUGUAUUAUUAUUCUAAAGAGUUAUGUCAAAGCUGUUUCCUUUCCACCUGUAAAGUCAUGUAAAUGUUUAGUUCACUCUACUAUACAUCUAUUUUUCACAAAGCAUUGUUGCUAUCUAGACCGAGGGUUCUCAUAACAUUUUUCUCUUUUACUUUAAUGAGAUUUGUAACAUUUAAAUGUUUCUUUAACCUUUACUGGAUUUUAUGGAGAUAAGAGAGACGCAGAAACCGGAGAGAAAAGACGUGUCUGCAUAACAUUUGUUGCAUUGACUAUAUUCAUGUGGAUGUUUUUAAUGGAUGUGUUUAGUUGUAUGGAUUAAUAUGACACUGUAAAAGUUCUCCAUUUGACAUUGGAAGCAGAUGAUACCAAAGUCUUGGGCGUCGGAUGGAUUGUCUUUAGAGGCUGUCCUGCCCAAGCGGCCGGCCUACUAGAUUUACUGUUAUACAGUAUAACCGUCAACCAACUAUCAACAGGUAAUGAUAGGUGUCUGUAUAUACUGUAGCUUAGAUUGUUGCACAGCUAGAGUACAUGAGAAUGAAUUAUGCACAUAUAGCAUUGUCCUACUCCCACACUUUGACAAUAAACACCAUUUGCUGUGUUUUA